GGAGGAGGAGGAGGGAGGGAGGAAGAGGCGGAGCGGCAGCAGGGAGCAGGAGGAGAAGGGCAGAGGAGGCAGAGGCGGCUCCAGCGCUCCCUGAACUCGCAGCACGGCCGGGGAGCAUCGCCCCCAUCCCGCAGACAAGGAGCUGAGCAUGGAGAGCAGGGAGGACAAAGGCGGCCAGAGAUGGAGCCAGAGCUCAGAGCUGGUGGUCCAUGAGCAGCUUCCUGAUGGGGAGAAGCCCCACAAGUGCUUUGGGUGUGAGAAGAGCUUCAUCUGGCGGUGCCACCUGCUCCGCCACCAGAGGAUCCACACAGACGAACGGCCCUACGAGUGUGGGGAAUGUGGGAAGAGCUUCAUCUGGCGGUGCCACCUGCUCCGCCACCAGAGGAUCCACACAGACGAACGGCCCUACGAGUGUGGGGAAUGUGGGAAGAGGUUUCAGAACAGCUCCAGCCUGAUCCGGCACCGUCACGUACACACUGGGGAGAGGCCCCAUGAGUGUGGGGAGUGUGGGAAGAGCUUCAGGCAGCGCUCCCACCUGAUCCGUCACCAGAGGAUCCACACUGGGGAGCGACCCUUCAAGUGUGAGGAGUGUGGGAAGAGCUUCAGGCAGAGAAGUGACCUAAACUUCCACCAAAAGAUCCACACUGAGGAUAGGCCCUACAAGUGUUCUGAGUGUGGGAAGGGAUUUUUGACCAGCACUCAGCUCCUCGUACAUCAGCAGAUUCACUCAGAGGAGAGGACCUUCCGCUGCCCCGACUGCGGGAAGGGAUUCACACAGAACUCCACCCUCAUCAGGCACGGGCGCAUCCACACUGGGGAGAGGCCCUACGAGUGUGAUAAAUGCAGGAAGAGGUUCCAGACCAGCUCCAGUCUCCUCCUGCACCAGCGCACACACACGGAGGAGAGGCCCUUCCGCUGCCCCGAGUGUGGGAAGGGCUUUAGGCACAAUGGCAACCUCGACAGGCACCGACGCAUCCACACUGGGGAGAGGCCACAUGAGUGUGAGGAAUGUGGGAUGAGCUUCAGCCAGAAGACACACCUGAUCUGCCAUCAGAGGACCCACACUGGGGAGAGGCCCUACGAGUGUGGUGAAUGUGGGAAGAGCUUCAGUCAGAGCUCCAACCUGAUCAGCCACCAAAAGAUCCACACUGGCGAGAGGCCCCAUGAGUGUGGGGAAUGUGGGAAGAGCUUCAGGCACCGUGCCCACCUGAUCUGCCACCAAAAGAUCCACACUGGGGAGAGGCCCUAUGAGUGUUCCAAAUGUAGGAAGAGGUUUCCCACCAGCUCUUAUCUCCUCUGGCACCAGUGGAUUCACACGGAGGAGAGGCCCUUCCGCUGCCCCUACUGCAGGAAGGGUUUCAAGCACAACUCCACCCUCAUCAUCCACCGGCGCAUCCACACUGGGGAGAGGCCCUACAAAUGCCUCCAGUGCGGGAAGAGCUUCUCCAGGAGCUCUCAGUUGACCAGACACCAACAGAGGCACCAGUAAGGGAAGCCGUGCGAGUGCCCCCAGGGCGGGAAGAGCUUCUUGAGUUCCCCAACUCCAUCCCUACUUUCAAAUCCUAAUAAUGCAGGAUUCAAAGGCAGGAAGAUCUUUUCCUUGCUGGAAACUGGAAUUCCACACCCUUGGAGUGUGUGCCAUGCAGGAGCAUCCAGAUUGGGAUCCUGCAGACUGGGACCUUGUAGACUGGGAUUGUAUGGGUUGGGAUCACAUGGACUGGGGUUGUAAAAAGUGGGACUGUACAGACUGAGAUCACAUGGACUGGGAUUUCACAGGCUGGGAUCAAAUGGACUGGGAUUUCACAGGCUGGGACCAUCCGGAUCAGAACCAUAGAGACUGGGAUCAUACAGACUGGGAUCAUAUUGCCCUGGAUGGCUGCACUGGAACGAUGUGAGCUGAGGCAGUCCCGUCUCCCCCAAGGGGUCUCUCCCAGUCCCGCCCAGUCCUGAACGGGGCUACGACCAGAACUCUGAAGCGAAGGCAGCAGUCUCGGAGCGAUCUUGAAGCCAAUCCCCGAGCAAUUCUGGGUCCAGUCCUCAUCCCGGUUCCGGCCUCAGUCUCAGUCUCAUUCCCAGAGCUGUGCCAGUCUCAGUCUCGGUCUCAGCACGGUCCCGGUUCCAGUGCCGGUACCAGUGCUGGUCUUGGUCCCAGAGUGCUCCCAGUGCCAAUCCCAGUCUCAGUCCCAGUCCCUGGGCGGUGCCAGUCUUGGUGCUGGUUCCGGUGUCGGUCUUGGUCUCAGUCUUGGUCCCAGUGCCAAUUCUUGUGCUGGUUUCGGUGUCGAUCUCAGUCCCAGUCCCGGUGCCAGUGCGGUGCCAGUCCCUGUUCUGGUGUCAGUUCUUGUCCCAGUUCCAGCCCCUGUCCUGCAGCAGUGGCAGUGUCGGUUCUGGUGUUGGUUCUGGUCCCAGUCCUGGUCUCAGUGCCUGUCCCAGAGCAUCGCCAAUCUUGGUGCUGGUUUCAGGUCCAGUGUUGGUCUCAGUCUUGGUGCUCGUGCUGGUUCUGGUGCUGAUCUUGGUCUCGGUCUCGGUCCUGGUCCCAGAGAUUUUAGGCCUGUUUGGCUGAUUUUAAGCCAAAUCUGUUGCAUUUUAGGGUGGACUUCAGGCCCCUUUGGGUGACUUUCGGCAAACCUAGGUACUUUAUGGUUGGGAUUUACGCCCACUUGAGAGAUUUAAGUGUGAAUAGAGGCCAUUUAAAGAAGACUUAAAACCAGUUUGUGCAGUUUUACGCUGCUUUGGUGGGAUGUUAUAGUCCUUUGGAUGAUUUUUAACUGCAUUUGGCUCAUUUUAGGCUAAAGCAUGUGGAUUUAGGGUGGAUGUUAGGCCCUUUUGGAUGAUUUGAGGCCAAGUCUGAUCGAUGUUAGGGUGGAUUUUAGUCGCCUUUAGACAAUUUUAGACCCAUUUGUGUUAUUUUAGGCCAAACCAGGCCCUUUUAGGACCGUGUGUUCCCUUGACCCCGCCCCUUUCCCCUGACAGUUCCCGCCCUUUCCCUGACCCCGCCCCCACAGUUGGGGCUGGGAACGGGGGAGGAGGAGGAGGGAGGGAGGAAGAGGCGGAGCGGCAGCAGGGAGCAGGAGGAGAAGGGCAGAGGAGGCAGAGGCGGCUCCAGCGCUCCCUGAACUCGCAGCACGGCCGGGGAGCAUCGCCCCCAAUCCCGCAGGUGCCCGGGGAGGGGGAUCUCGCCCCAAAUAUCCCGGGGGAGUCUCUGUGUUUAGGGUUUUUUUGUGGGUGAAUCAUUAAAAACCUAUACGAUCACAGACAAAGACUCUCUAACUAAUUAAAUUUACAAAGUGGUAUGUUUAUUCACCAGCAGGCAGCACAGGAAUCAUCUCUGAAAGGCAUGACUGCCCCGAACAAGGUUCUUUGCCCUCUAUUUAUUUCCCAAGAUCUUACAUACGAUACAUAUGCAUAACCCCAGCACCUCUCAUUCCCAUUCAGUAUUAAAAUGAGGCUAUUAGUCCUUCAUGCUUGUGCAGUUCUCUUGAAUUGGGUCAGUGGUCGCAAAGGAUGAAGUCAGGAAAGUCUUCAUCAGGUCUCUGUGAUCCUCUGGCACGAUCCAAGGCCCCCUGCUUGGUGAUUGAUUGAUAGAAAGCCCAGGUGCUGGCCAUUGUUCUACCUGGUUUCAAUCUGUUCUUAUAAUGGUUCACUUACUGCACUUCCUACUAUAAACAAGCUCAUAAUAGCAAGCAAUAUAACAAUUAGCUCUAGCUUAGGCAUCUAAUAAUCAUUAACCUACCAUUUACUUAUCUAACUUACACCUUGAUCAAUAUAAAUUGCUUCUAACCCUUAGCUAAAAUCUUAACUCUUUAAAAUCAUGAUUCAUUUCCCCACUCCUUCUUCAAGGUUAGUAAAUUCUUUUACUAAUAUACAGAUUGUUCUUCAUUAGCAAAGCUGUGCGGUAGGUGUCCCUUAAAACCAUACCAUGUGCUUUUGAUAUUGAAGUUAAAGCUGCUACUCACUUCAGCAUUCUUCAAUUCCAAACAAGUAUCAUGACAGACAGAAUCAAACUUAUACCAACUAAAAUAAGAAAAACAAUAAUUGGAUGAACCAAGGUAUUGAGCAGACUGGUUGCGGAUGGUGACCACCCAAAAAGCACA
This is a messenger RNA of Prinia subflava (tawny-flanked prinia), 4091 nucleotides long. Its product is annotated as zinc finger protein 420-like. Gene Ontology annotation, biological process: regulation of transcription by RNA polymerase II. The coding region runs from base 149 to 1489 and encodes 446 amino acids. The transcript has 3 exons. The record is from RefSeq and is a predicted model, not a curated record. NCBI's taxonomy places the organism in Eukaryota, Metazoa, Chordata, Aves, Passeriformes, Cisticolidae. Gene Ontology annotation, molecular function: DNA-binding transcription factor activity; RNA polymerase II cis-regulatory region sequence-specific DNA binding.